This is a messenger RNA of Alternaria alternata, 597 nucleotides long. Its product is annotated as antibiotic biosynthesis monooxygenase-like protein. The record is from RefSeq and is a predicted model, not a curated record. The transcript has 3 exons. NCBI's taxonomy places the organism in Eukaryota, Fungi, Ascomycota, Dothideomycetes, Pleosporales, Pleosporaceae. The coding region runs from base 156 to 482 and encodes 108 amino acids.
ACGGCAACGGCGUCAAAGACGCGACUUGUGGUAUCAUCAUCUGUCUCGUUUUCUCAAGUACAGAAUCUCAUUCCUUACUCGGAAGCGACAUCUUGGAAUAUUUCCAUCUUCGCCAGCUACCCUUAGAACAAUUGCGUGUUGAAGAUUACUUCACCAUGUCCAGCCCCUUCGAUGUCAUUGCAAUCAUCACUCCCAAGCCCGGCAAGGCAGAUAGGGUCGAAGAGCUUCUGACAACCGCAGCCAAAGCUGUAAAGGCGAACGAGCCUGGUACGCUCCGGUAUCAUAUACAUCGUCAAACCAAGGGCGAUGCGCCAAUAUUCGUGAUGCUUGAAACAUAUGCAAACAAAGCGGCUCUGGAAACACAUGGAAAGAGCGAGGACUUCAAGAAAUUGGGAAAGACAAUGAAGACGGAGGAUCUGCUCGCGGAGCCGAUGAAAGUGCUCUUCACUAAAGAGGCAGGCGGAUAUGCUAGCAAACUAUAAACUGUGUUACAGAAAACUCUAGCAUCCUGUAGCGAAAGAGUCGAGGACGUCACGAAGAAUUUAGAACGAGAACGUUGCAUGGAAGAUCGUGGUGUCGUGUCACUUGAAAAAUGCU